Molecule: messenger RNA, 1833 nt
Organism: Onthophagus taurus
Lineage: Eukaryota; Metazoa; Arthropoda; Insecta; Coleoptera; Scarabaeidae
Source: RefSeq, a predicted model, not a curated record
AUGUUUCGGUUUUUGGUUAUGUGUUGGUGAAAAUCCCGUUUAAAAAACAUUUAUUUCAAUUUGAAAAAUCCUACUACUACUAUUUUCUAAUGUCAACAUGGUCAAACCUAAAUACUGCUUUGUACCAAAUUGCUAUAAUAGUUCAACAGAAUUUCCUCAGAAAAUAUUUAUAACAGUGCCGUAUGAUAGUAAUGUCCGUGCUAAAUGGUAUGCCGCUGUAAAUUCAAAGCAGGCAUUAAAUUCAAGUAAACAUGUGUUUAGUUGUGAGGAUCAUUUUGAUUUGGAGAAGGAUGCUGCAAACUGGGUGUAUUUUAAAAUGAUGGGAAGUAAAUUAAUUUUGAAGAAAGAUGUAUUACCCAAUAAAAAAAUUGAGGGAAAGUACUUUGGUUCCCAAUUGACUGAUUCUGCUAAGAAAAGGAAACGAGAAAAUCUAGAAGAAUGCAGUUUUCGUAAACGACUUUUUGUUAGUAAAGACAUAGAUGAACCACAACCUUCAACAUGUUCAGCACCCGUUCAAUUACCUUCUACCCCAGAAUUGCGUUGUGAAAUGUCUGAGUCUUCAUUGGAUAAUGCACAUUUAAUUAAAUCAUCAUUUAUGUACACACCCUCCAAAACCGCCAUUAUUUCAUCCCCAUCAGGAGAGUUUUAUGAAGAAGAAGUAAAAGUAAAAUGUGACGCAAGCACGAACACCUAUCUUGAGACUUCUAAUAAGAAAAUUCAGAUAAAUUUGAAAGGACAACAACGCAGUAUAGGCUGCAAUACAAAGCAGCUAAAACCAAUAAAUAUAAAACAUCCUCUGAAGAGAACUAUAUCUUGGACAGCAACUAGUAGUUCUACUGAUGCAUCUAUUUCAGAAUAUAUGCCUCACGCAAGUUCAAGUUCAACAUCAAGUACAAAUGUAUCAUAUAAAAAAGCACCACAAAAACAAACAAAUUUAAAUUUAACUGUGUCAAAUAUUGAAUCUAACAGUAGAUUUUAUUUAGGAUUGCCACAAGACGAAUAUUUUUUAAUUAGACUCACAUGUGAAAUAAGUCCUAUUACUUACACUGAUGUAUUAAUAACUAUUAAGAAAAUACGCCUCAAUGAUCCAUACAUGAGACUGGCAAUAGAUUUUGGAAUGAGCGUUUCUUUAGUGAAUAAAAGUUUUAUACGUUCGCUUCCUAUACUUGCUAGUAACUAUCAAGAAUUAAUUUAUUGGCCAAAUGCAUCAAAAAUAAAAUUACGUUUACCAGUACCAUUUAGAUAUAGAUAUCGACAAGUUCAAUCUAUUAUUGACUGCUUAGAAAUUGAAAUUGAAAAGCCAGGAAAACCAAUCCAUCAAGCCUUGACUUGGAGUCAGUAUAAAAAAUGCAAUACUUUAAAAUAUUUAAUAUCAUCUACUCCCAAUGGACUGGUCAACUUUAUUUCAAAUGGUUUUGGUGGCCGAACUACUGACAAAGAAAUAGUGGAAAUGAGUAACUAUUUACAAGCAUUACCCUAUAACUGUGGAGUUAUGGCUGACCGGGGGUUCAAACACAUAGAUGAACUGCUUGUUCAAAAGAAAUGUUUACUGAUUCGACCACCAUCUGUCAGUGCAGGUAAAAAAAGCACCAGAGAAGAAGUUCUAGAAAGUAAAAGAAUUGCAGCAUUGAGAAUCCAUAUAGAGCGAGUUAUAAGAAGGUUACGCGAAUUUUCAAUACUUUCUCCUCAUGCUUGCGUUAAAAGUAAGCUUGUUCAGUGGUUAGACUACAUUAUUAUAAUUGCAUGUGGUAUAAUUAAUUUACAAGGUAGCCUAAUUAAGUAAAUUGAUCAAACUAAUUAAAUCAAAUAAAUAUUGUAAUCUAUAUCAAUUAA